Molecule: messenger RNA, 1437 nt
Organism: Sugiyamaella lignohabitans
Lineage: Eukaryota; Fungi; Ascomycota; Dipodascomycetes; Dipodascales; Trichomonascaceae
Gene: GLR1
Product: glutathione-disulfide reductase GLR1
Exons: 1
Coding region: 1-1437 (478 amino acids)
Biological process (GO): cellular response to oxidative stress; cell redox homeostasis; glutathione metabolic process
Cellular component (GO): cytosol; mitochondrion
Molecular function (GO): NADP binding; glutathione-disulfide reductase (NADPH) activity; flavin adenine dinucleotide binding
Source: RefSeq, a predicted model, not a curated record
AUGGCUCCUUCAGUAUCGAAUGCUGAACACUUCAAUUACUUGGUAAUUGGCGGUGGUAGUGGUGGUGUUGCCUCUGCUCGUCGUGCUGCUAAGUAUGGCGCCAAGGUCAUGUUGAUUGAAGGCAAUCGUCUUGGUGGUACUUGUGUCAAUGUUGGCUGUGUUCCUAAGAAAGUUAUGUGGGCCGCUUCAGAUCUGGCUAAUAAGAUUACUCAUGCCAAGGGUUACGGAUUCACUGCUGUUGACAAGGAAUUCUCUAAGCAAUUCGAUUGGCAUGGAUUCAAGGCUAAGAGAGACGCCUAUGUUGCUAGACUUAAUGAUAUCUAUGCCAACAAUUUGACUAAAGAAGGUGUUAAAUAUGUGUUUGGAUGGGCCAAAUUCGCUGAUGCUAAGACUGUCGAGGUCAGUCUUCGUGAAGGUGGUACUGCUUAUUACACGGCGGACCAUAUUUUGGUUGCUGCUGGUGGUCAUCCUAAGGUUCCUGAUGGAAUCAAGAAUGCCGAUUUGGGUAUUACUUCUGAUGGAUUCUUUGAAUUAGAACAGCAACCUAAAGACGUGGCUAUUGUGGGUGCUGGAUAUAUUGGAGUUGAAUUGGCUGGUGUUUUCAACGGUCUUGGUACCAAUACUCAUUUGUUGAUUAGAGGUGAGACUGUUCUUCGAGCUUUUGAUCCCAUGAUCCAAAACGCUGUUACUGAUAACUAUGUCAAGCAUGGCGUUCAUGUUCAUAAGUUGUUCAAGUUCGAUCCUGACACCGCUAUUGAGAAGACUGCUAAUGGAAGAAUCAAGUUCACUUUCACCGAUAAGGACUCUCCUAAUGGACAGACCAUUGAAGUCGACCAGAUUAUCUGGACCAUUGGCCGUGCUCCUCUUAGUGACACUUUGAAUGUCGAGGUUCCCGGACUCAAGCUCGAUAAUAAGGGUAAACUCGAGUGUGACGAGUACCAGAACACCAAUGUGCCCAAUAUCUACUCUCUUGGUGAUAUUGCUUCACAUGCUGUUGAGUUGACUCCUGUAGCCAUUGCUGCUGGCCGUCGUCUUUCGAACCGUCUUUUCGGUCCCGAGAAGUUUGCUAAGGACAAACUCGACUACACCAAUAUUCCCUCUGUUGUGUUUGCACACCCUGAGGCCGGUGCUAUUGGACUCACCGAACCCCAGGCUCGCGAGACCUAUGGUGACGAGAAUGUUAAGGUCUACCAAUCCAAGUUCGUGUCCAUGUACUACGCACCUCUCGAAGCCGAACAAAAGGACUCCACAAUCUACAAGAUCGUUGUCGCCGGUCCCGAAGAAAAGGUCGUUGGUCUCCACAUCAUCGGCGACUCCUCGGCCGAGGUCCUCCAAGGCUUCGGUGUCGCUGUCAAGAUGGGCGCUACUAAAGCCGACUUCGACAACUGUGUCGCCAUCCACCCUACCUCUGCUGAGGAGCUCGUCACCAUGACUUAG